Ruditapes philippinarum (Manila clam) is the source of this 1639-nucleotide messenger RNA. RefSeq lists its product as uncharacterized. Gene Ontology annotation, cellular component: nucleus. Gene Ontology annotation, molecular function: DNA binding. Lineage: Eukaryota; Metazoa; Mollusca; Bivalvia; Venerida; Veneridae. The transcript is spliced from 3 exons. The record is from RefSeq and is a predicted model, not a curated record. Bases 140 to 1639 code for a protein of 499 amino acids.
UUUCCUUUUGUUCAUUCGUUAUUUUCACAAACAUCCGGUUUUUCACGUGAGCGUAAAAAUGUAAAUAAGGAACAUCGCUGGCUUGGUCUCCGUACAUCGCAUGAAAAUAAACAACUGAUGAUAACUGUUCAUUGAAGACAUGGGGCCUAAAAAAUACACUCAAGAUGAAUUUGCUAAAGCCUUAAGACAAAUUAGAAAUGGAUGCUCAAUUUCAAGUGUUUCUAAAUCAACUGGGAUCCCGAAGCAAACUUUAUAUGAUCAUUCAAAAGGCAAAUACAAGAACAAAAUCACACAGAUGGGUCCAAAUAGAGCAUUGACUGAAAGUGAAGAGAAAGCCUUAGUAAAUUAUUCUUUGUAUAUGUCUGACAGGGGCUAUCCCUUGACUAGAAGUAUGAUUAGAGCUUUUACAAGGGCAAUUAUCAAAAAGUCUGGCAGAGAUACUAAAAUUAACAUGCUUAAUGGUCCUUCCCAUGAAUGGAUAAGAACAUUUCUAAAAAGACAUCCAGAAUUGUCAGAAAAGCACCCUGAUGUUUUAGUCAGAGAUAGGGCACAUGUUACAAAUAAAGAAAUUACUGAAUACUUUAAUCUGUUAGAUAAAGUUCUUACAUCAAAAAAUCUUCUUGAUAAGCCACAAUGCAUAUUCAAUUGUGAUGAAAGUGGUUUCAGUGCUAGAGAAAAAUUUAGAGGCAAAGUUAUCAGUCGAAAAGGCAAGCAUUCAUACCAGCAAGUAGUUAAAUUCACAGGUCAUACUACAGUUCAUCUGGCAAUAUCUGCUGCAGGUAAAGUCAUUCCACCUUGCAUUAUAUAUGAGAAAACACUGCCACGUAAUUGCGACUUUGCUCCCAAAGAAUACCGACUAUCUGCAACUCAGAAUGGUUACAUCAACAUGAAAUUGUUCUUCGAGUGGUUCCGUGACAUAUUUGUACCCAACUGUGGGUCUCAACGUCCAGUUCUUCUAACUAUGGACAAUCAUGCCUCACACUUUUGCCCUGAUUUGGUAGAUCUUGCUAUUGAGGAAGGUAUUGAACUUUUGUUUUUGCCUCCUCAUGCUACUCACUUGCUAGAACCUCUGGAUAAAGGUUUCUUUCAUCUUCUGAAAUUGAAGAUGGCAGAAUCAGCUUUAUCAGUUGGCUAUGCUGGGGCCCGUGUAGUGCCAAGAGAUAAAUUUAACAUUUCUAGUAGUGGUGAAAAUCCAUUGGAAGAAGAUGAAUCUUGUCAAGAAUGUGGAGGACAUUCUGUUACAAACCGUCUUGUAAAAUUAGGUAUUGUCCCUGCAGAUUUGGCACAUAUCCUUGUUGAACCUCCACUUGUCAAAUCUAAACAAAAAAGAAAAAGAAUUGAAGGUGCAAGGUGGAUCACGAUUGCAGACCUGAAUUCAUCCGAAUCUCAGAGUGCCUCAACAUCCUCAGCAACAGCUGAAAUACAUAUGGAGACAAACUCCGAUUGUGAUUACGUUGAUGAUGGUAUUGACUGUUCAAUAUGCAAAUUAAUGGACAUGGGCUUUUUGGUAGGAUGUGACAACAUCAUAUGUGAUAGGUGGUUCCAUUAUGAAUGUUUACCAAGUAGUCAACAAACUCUUGUUGACUUGAGUCUGGUUACAAAGGAUGAGUGGCUUUGUGAAAUGUGUCAGGAAGAAUAA